UCCAUACCCUAGCCUCCAUUCCACCCCGCCGCCGCGCCCAAACCCAACCCGCCGCCGCCACUGCCGUCGCCGCCGCAGCGCGCGGAGGCGACCACCCCACCGCCGCCAAGAUGCAGAUCUUCGUGAAGACCCUGACGGGCAAGACCAUCACGCUGGAGGUGGAGUCCUCGGACACCAUCGACAACGUGAAGGCCAAGAUCCAGGACAAGGAGGGGAUCCCGCCGGACCAGCAGCGCCUCAUCUUCGCCGGCAAGCAGCUCGAGGACGGCCGCACCCUCGCCGACUACAACAUCCAGAAGGAGUCCACCCUUCACCUGGUGCUCCGCCUCCGUGGUGGCGCCAAGAAGCGCAAGAAGAAGACGUACACCAAGCCCAAGAAGCAAAAGCACAAGCACAAGAAGGUGAAGCUCGCCGUCCUCCAGUUCUACAAGGUCGACGACGCCACCGGCAAGGUAACCAGGCUCAGGAAGGAGUCGUGUACAUGUCACUUACCUGUCAAGUCGCGCGGAGGCGAUCACCCCGCAGCAGCCAAGAUGCAGAUCUUCGUGAAGACCCUGACGGGCAAGACCAUCACGCUGGAGGUGGAGUCCUCGGACACCAUCGACAACGUCAAGGCCAAGAUCCAGGACAAGGAGGGGAUCCCGCCGGACCAGCAGCGCCUCAUCUUCGCCGGCAAGCAGCUGGAGGACGGCCGCACCCUCGCCGACUACAACAUCCAGAAGGAGUCCACCCUCCACCUGGUGCUCCGCCUCCGCGGUGGCGCCAAGAAGCGCAAGAAGAAGACGUACACCAAGCCCAAGAAGCAAAAGCAUAAGCACAAGAAGGUGAAGCUCGCCGUCCUCCAGUUCUACAAGGUCGACGACGCUACCGGCAAGGUCACCAGGCUCAGGAAGGAGUGCCCCAACGCGGAGUGCGGUGCCGGGACCUUCAUGGCCAACCACUUCGAUCGUCAUUACUGCGGCAAGUGCGGCCUCACCUACGUCUACAACCAGAAGGCUUAGAGGUGGCUUGCGAUUACUCUUCAAAUCGAACUCAUUUAUAUGUGUCCUGUUUGUCUUUGAAAACUGAAAUCUUGGGAGCAUUAUGUUAUGUUUCCUGGAUAUUUGAUCGAUGAGAGCUUAAAUUUUGGUCAUUCUUAUGACGUUAAUCUAUUUCAUGUCGGCUAUCUUAUUUUA
Messenger RNA from Triticum aestivum (bread wheat), 1175 nucleotides. RefSeq names its product ubiquitin-40S ribosomal protein S27a. Gene Ontology annotation, molecular function: structural constituent of ribosome; protein binding. Gene Ontology annotation, cellular component: ribosome. The record is from RefSeq and is a predicted model, not a curated record. NCBI's taxonomy places the organism in Eukaryota, Viridiplantae, Streptophyta, Magnoliopsida, Poales, Poaceae. The coding region runs from base 111 to 1001 and encodes 296 amino acids. The transcript has 3 exons. Gene Ontology annotation, biological process: translation.